UAUCUUUAUAAACCUGUUUUCAGGCGCAUCUAUCAGCCAAGAGGGAAAGUCUGGGGUGGAUCAUCAUCUCUCAAUGCCAUGGUGUACAUCAGAGGUCAUGCUUAUGAUUAUGAUCGCUGGGAGAAGGAAGGUGCUGAAGGCUGGUCAUAUGCUGACUGUUUACCAUACUUCAGGAAGUCGCAGACUCAUGAACUAGGUCCAGAUGAUUACAGGGGUGGAGAUGGUCCUCUCCAUGUGUCACGUGGCAAAUCAAACAAUCCUUUAUAUCAAGCAUUUAUUGACGCAGGUGUCCAAGCCGGUUAUCCCUUCACGGAAGACAUGAAUGGCUAUCAACAAGAAGGAUUUGGCUGGAUGGACAUGACAAUCCACAAAGGAGUACGGUGGAAUACAGCAAAUGCGUACCUCAGACCUGUAUUGAAGCGUAAAAACCUUCAAGCAGAUACAAGAACAAUGAUCACAAGAAUAGUGUUUGAGAAAAACCGUGCUGCAGGAGUGGAAUACUUUGUAGGCAAAAAAGUGAAGCGUGCUAUGGCUAGGAAAGGAGUUAUUUUAUCUUCUGGAGCAAUAAAUACACCACAGAUAUUAAAUUUGUCUGGUAUUGGAAAUGCUGAUGACUUGAAGAAACUUGGAAUUCCAGUGAAUGUUCAUCUUCCAGGUGUGGGGCAAAACUUUCAAGAUCAUUUGGAGAUGUAUUUCCACCAGGAAUGUACUCAGCCCUUAAGUUUGUACCGCUCACUCAAGUGGUGGAAUAUGGUUCCCAUUGGAGUCAAGUGGUUCCUCACCAGGACUGGGCCAUGUGCCACCGCACAUCUGGAAGCUGGUGGCUUCAUCCGCAGCAGGGAAGGCCUAUCUCACCCUGAUAUCCAGUACCACUUUCUACCCUCAGCUUUUAAAGAUCAUGGCAGAGUGACUGUAGAGAAGGAAGCCUUUCAAGUACAUGUUGGUUCCAUGCGGGCUACAAGUCGUGGAUAUGUGAAAUUAAAGUCUAAUAGUCCAUAUGACAACCCCAUUAUCCAGCCAAACUACCUCUCAACGGAAGAAGAUAGAGUGGAGUUGAGAGACUCUAUCAGACUUACCCGUGAAAUAUUCAGCCAGAAAGCGUUUGAUCCAUUUCGAGGAAAAGAACUACAACCAGGUGACCAUGUUCAAACAGAUGAAGAAAUUGACGCCUGGGUACGACAGAAUGCAGAUACGGCAUAUCAUCCAUCAUGCACAUGCAAGAUGGGCUCUGAUGAUGACCCAAUGGCUGUCGUCAAUAACAAAUUGGAAGUCCUUGCAGUAGAAAAUCUUCACAUCGUUGAUGCAUCAAUCAUGCCAAGCGUUGUGAGCGGAAAUCUCAAUGGACCAACUGUUAUGAUUGCCGAGAAGGCAGCUGAUAUCAUCCUAGGAAAUCCACCACUGCCUAAAUCAAAUGCACCAGUGUACAAGACACCAGAAAAGGGACCAAGAUAUUUCCUCCUACCUUCAGCACAUUGUAUUGUUGUUUUGAAGGUACAUGUUGGUUCCAUGCGGGCUACAAGUCGUGGAUAUGUGAAAUUAAAGUCUAAUAGUCCAUAUGACAACCCCAUUAUCCAGCCAAACUACCUCUCAACGGAAGAAGAUAGAGUGGAGUUGAGAGACUCUAUCAGACUUACCCGUGAAAUAUUCAGCCAGAAAGCGUUUGAUCCAUUUCGAGGAAAAGAACUACAACCAGGUGACCAUGUUCAAACAGAUGAAGAAAUUGACGCCUGGGUACGACAGAAUGCAGAUACGGCAUAUCAUCCAUCAUGCACAUGCAAGAUGGGCUCUGAUGAUGACCCAAUGGCUGUCGUCAAUAACAAAUUGGAAGUCCUUGCAGUAGAAAAUCUUCACAUCGUUGAUGCAUCAAUCAUGCCAAGCGUUGUGAGCGGAAAUCUCAAUGGACCAACUGUUAUGAUUGCCGAGAAGGCAGCUGAUAUCAUCCUAGGAAAUCCACCACUGCCUAAAUCAAAUGCACCAGUGUACAAGACACCAGAAAAGGGACCAAGAUAAUUAAUAUAAGUGAUGUCAUGAAACACACUUUAUGGUGACUGCUAAAUAAUUCCACUUACAAAACAAUAUUGCUUCCAGAUCUUGUGUGGCAGACGAAUGGCAUUCAGUGUGUGAGGAGCAAAGUUUCAAGACUGGAUGACAAAAUGCUUAAAAUCAUACUGUUGAAAAUAAUUAUUACUGGUCUAUUUAAUAUAUUUUAAAUUAUCAUGAGGUCUUCUUAUUGUGAGGGAAGGUGCGAAGGGAUGAUGCUCAACGGAGAUCCUGUGUUAGUAACCAAAGUACACUGUGGUUGAAAAGGCUCUGGCUAAGGAUUUCAGCAGUCAGCAUGAGAAUUAAUUUUAAUAUGGCUUUAUACAAUAAUAAGCAGUAAGGUUCAGACUGCAAAAAGACUUCUAGAUUUUCAUGGAGAGUGCUUUAUUAAGGAAAUAGCUAACAUGCCAUGACACAUUGUUGAGUUAUAUAUGCAUCCAUGGGGAAUUCUUAACAACAAGAGAAGUGCAUAGAGCAGUGUGAGGCACUACUUACAGUAGUACUUCUUGCACUUCUAGAGUGUUCUUCACAAUUCCCUGACAAACAUUAGAAACAGACAGUAUGUAUAUAUUUUUUGUUUUAUAACUCAACAAUGAACAAGGAACAAGUUUACUUUUCCUUUAUAUGAAAUGUUCAGGAAAUUGUGUACGCUCAAACUUGUAAUGUGCAAUGUACAGCCUGCAUACAAUAUUACUUGAUAAAGCAUGCAUGACAUAGGGUGCAUGCUUUACCAUGCUGCGAUGAAUUUGAGCUGACCAAUCAUGUGUGUACAGUUCCUUGAAUAUUUUAUUGAUACAUUCGUAAUAGUUUUAAAUUGUAGCAGUUUGAAAGUCAGAUUUGCAAAUAAACAGUCUGUCACCAACAGGCUUUGGAAUGUG
Messenger RNA from Orbicella faveolata, 2918 nucleotides. RefSeq names its product choline dehydrogenase, mitochondrial-like. Gene Ontology annotation, molecular function: flavin adenine dinucleotide binding; choline dehydrogenase activity. Lineage: Eukaryota; Metazoa; Cnidaria; Anthozoa; Scleractinia; Merulinidae. The record is from RefSeq and is a predicted model, not a curated record. Gene Ontology annotation, cellular component: mitochondrial inner membrane.